Molecule: messenger RNA, 6794 nt
Organism: Alligator mississippiensis (American alligator)
Lineage: Eukaryota; Metazoa; Chordata; Crocodylia; Alligatoridae
Gene: DENND4B
Product: DENN domain containing 4B
Exons: 26
Coding region: 1108-5718 (1536 amino acids)
Biological process (GO): regulation of Rab protein signal transduction
Cellular component (GO): cytoplasmic vesicle
Molecular function (GO): protein binding
Source: RefSeq, a predicted model, not a curated record
CGCCGGGAGCAGGGUCCGGCCGCCCCCUCCGCCGUGCCCGGGGAGCCGGGGGUCGGUCCGAGCCUCUCCCGGGCCCGCCACCGGUGCCCCGGGCUCCCCUCGCGGGGCCGGCUCCGCGCAGCGCCGGUCCCGGCACCGGGGGGGGGGGCAUAGCGGGGUCGGGGGCAGCCACGUGCCCCCCCCCCCCCCCGUCCCCACGGCUGCCAGGCCUGGCCCGGGCACCACACGUCCCUGCUGGCGUCACGCGGGUCCCCUCCGGUCAUCUUCGUCACCAUGGCGACCGGGACCGGGGCUGCAUUUUGGCGGUGCUCGUCGGGCUCUGCAGGGACAGCGUCGGGCGACUGACAGGGUCUUUGCGCCACCUCCCUGCUCUGCGGUGCCAGGGCGCGAAUGCCCCGUUGUGCGCGGCACCGGCUGGGCUCGGGGACCGGUUUGCCACCAGCUCAGCUCCGUUCGCCCUAAGAACCGCGGGGCCCGGAGCCGCCGGGCGGGGGGAGCAGCUCCCCCGGCCCCUCGGCCUCUCUCCCUCUGCCCCGGGGUGCUGCACGUGUCCGCGCCCUGCGCUGGCACCUUCCCCACCCCUGGGCUGCGAAGCGAGUGUGACGCACGCGGCCGCGGCCUCUUCCUUCCCCUUUCGCUCUGUUUGCUCACUUGCUGCGACUCGCCGGAGCGGAGCCUAGGCCUGGGGGACGCCUGGGAGCUGCCUGGGCAAGCGGGGGUCCGGGGCACGUGGGCAGGGGCCUGUGAGCAAGGGGCCGGUGCUUCGCCAGGGGCCAAGGACAUGCGUCAGGGUCCUGCCUGGCUUGGGGGCUGCCUGAGGUCUGGGGGAGCCUGGUGCACCCCGGAGCAGGGGGUGGGGUGUCCCUCGGCUCCCACUCCGCUGUCUCCCAGCCAGGCUCCCACCGAGCUCCCUGGUGGGGGCAGGAAGCAGGAAGGCCCUUCCCUUCCUCGGCACUUUCGCCUGGCCUGCGGCUUCCCGCUGCGCCGCGGGCGGCUGGGCCUUCCAGCCUGGAGGCGGCACUGCGGGCACGGCCCCCGUGUGCUCCGUGGUUCCGGCCCGUGUGACGUGGUCCCCAUUUCCCCCAGAUGCCGUGACACACCGCCACCAUGUCGGACGAGAAGCCGCCGCAGCUGGUGGACUACUUUGUGGUGGCUGGGCUGACAGAUGCCUCCAAGUUGCUAGAGGAGGAGACGCAGCAGCCGCGGCCAGCCCGGCCUACUGAGCCCAUCACCGAGGUGGCUGUCAUCAUCCGCUCGCAGGGCGAGGAGGUGCCUCAGGGGUUCACCUGCAUCGAGACCACCACCUCCGGGCACCCCGUCGACCUCAAUGCCGGGCUCCUCAACAACCCCCAGAUGUACCUCUGCUACAAGCGGGGCCGUGACAAGCCCCCCAUCAUCGAGCUGGGGGUGCACUACGAAGGCAAGGAGCACCCAAAGCCAGGCUACAAGGUCGUGGACACAACGCCCUACAGCCGCUCGGCCAACCUCACCUCAGGUGGUCCUGGGCACCAGCGCACCUUCGUGGCCUACCGCCGGGCAGCCGAGAGCCAGGGCCACAACACCCUGGGUGUCACCGACAUCUGCCUCAUCAUGCCCAGCAAGGGCGAGAGCACCCCCCACACCUUCUGCCGCGUGGACCGCAACCUCAACACCGGCAUGUGGGGCCCAGCCUUGUUCCUGUGCUACAAGAUUGCCAUGGCCAAAGCCAACACCCUGGUCUACGAGGCAGGGCUCCUGAGCCGCUACCCCGAGCAGGACAGCGAGUCGUUCCCACUGCCUGAGUCGGUGCCCGUCUUCUGCCUGCCCAUGGGUGCCACCAUCGAGAGCUGGCCCGAAAACACCAAGUACCAGCUGCCCGUCUUCUCCACCUUCGUGCUGACCGGGUCCUCUGGCGACAAGGUGUAUGGGGCAGCCAUCCAGUUCUAUGAGCCCUACCCACGGGACUGGCUGACUGAGAAGCAGGGGCUGCGGCUGGGCCUGCUCAGCGUGGUCGACCGGCGCCCCAUCGCCAGCAGGUCGGUGCAGAUGCGCAAGAGCAUCUGCGUGCUCUCACACUGGCCGUUCUUCGAUGUCUUCCGCAAGUUCCUCAUGUUCAUCUACCGCUACUCCAUCUCAGGGCCCCACGUUCUGCCCCUUGAGACGCACAUCUCUCACUUCAUGCACAAUGUGCCCUUCCCAUCUCCCCAGCGCCCCCGUAUCCUGGUGCAGAUGUCUCCGUAUGACAACCUGCUGCUAUGCCAACCCGUCUCCUCCCCUCUGCCCCUCAGCGGUGCCAGCUUCCUGACACUGCUGCAGAACCUGGGCCCUGAGAAUGCGGUGGCACUGCUGCUGGUUGUGCUCACUGAGCAGAAGCUGCUUAUCCACUCGCUGCGCCCCGAUGUGCUGACCAGUGUGGGCGAGGCCCUUGUCUCGAUGAUCUUCCCGCUGCGGUGGCAGUGCCCCUACAUCCCACUGUGCCCACUGACACUGGCUGACGUGCUUUGCGCGCCCGUGCCCUUUAUCGUGGGCAUCCACUCCAGCUACUUCGAUCUCUAUGACCCGCCCCAUGAUGUCGUCUGCGUCGAUCUCGACACCAACACCAUCUUCCAGAGCGAGGACCGAAAGGCACUGUCCCCCCGCACCCUGCCUCGCAAGCCCUGCAAGGUGCUACUGGCCUCGCUGCAUGCCCACUUCCAGCAGCUGGAUGAGAUGUACAACAGGCCAGUGGAGGAGGCGUCACUGGAGUUCCUGCUCACCGACUACGACCUGGUGUAUGGGCGGCGCAAGCAGCUGGAGCUGGAAAUCCGGGCGGCUUUCCUGCGCUUCAUGGCCUGUGUGCUUAAGGGCUACCGUGCCUACCUGCUGCCCAUCACCCAGGCACCCUCCGAGAAGACCCGUGACUCCAGCAACCUCUUCUAUCUGCAGGGCUUCCUGAAGUCCCGGGACCGAGCCUACCACAAGUUCUACACACAGCUGCUGCGCACGCAGCUCUUCACGCAGUUCAUUGAGGACUGCUCCUUUGUCAGUGACCGCCACACUGGCCUCGAGUUCUUCGACACCUGUGUUGACAAGGUGCAGGUGGACCUGGAGAAGCCAGAGGACAUGCCACUGAUGGAGCUGGACGACUCCCUGGGCAGCGAGCACACCGUCUUCAUCAUGCCCCCCGAGGAGCCCAUGGGUCCUGACGGUGCCGAGCUGCCAGCACUCUACUACUAUGAUGGGUUCCCUGUGCUCCGGGCUGAGCUCUUCGAGCGCCCCCAGGACCAGCUGAUGGCUCAGCUGUGCCAGGCCAAGACCAGUGCCCCCAGCAGCCCUGCCCCACGCCGCACCAAGCAGGAGAUGAAGGUGGCGCAGCGUGUGGCCCAGAAAUACUCAUCGGUGCCUGACAUGUGGGCCAAGUGUCUGCUGGGGCACUGCUACGGGCUCUGGUUCAUCUACUUGCCCACUUACGUGCGGGCCGCUCCCUCCAAGGUGCGGGCACUGCAGAUGGCCUACGACGUGCUCAAGCAGAUGGAGGCCCGCAAGGUGGUGCUGCCCGACGAGGUGUGCUACCGGAUCCUGAUGCAGCUGUGCGGGCAGUACGGUGAGCCGGUGCUCUCAGUGCGCGUCCUGCUGGACAUGAAACGGGCGGGCAUUGUGCCCAACACCAUCACCUACGGCUACUACAACAAGGCAGUGCUGGAGAGUAAGUGGCCAUCAAGCUCACAGGGUGGGCGCAUGCGCUGGGCCAAGCUGCGCAACGUGGUGCUGGGUGCAGCGCAGUUCCGGCAGCCCCUGCGCCAGCGGCAGCAGCCGCCACCGUCACAGGCAGGUGUGUGGGGGGAGGACAGGGCCAUGGGGGGGCAUAGCCCAGCCGAUGCCCAACGGCCUGUUCCUGGCCUGUUCUCAGAGUGCCAGGCCCCUGCCCCUGUCCGCCCACACUCCAGCCUGCAGCGUCAGACCACCUGGGCCGGGCGCAGCCUGCGUGAGCCCCCACCUGCUGCCUCCCUGACCAAGAGCGGCAGCCUCAGCUUCCCCCACAGCGAGCCCUCCACGCUGGAGACUGGCGUGGCUCACAUGCUCAAGGCCCUGACAGUGCUGGAGCCCAGCGGCGAUGGGCCAUCCGCCCUGCCUCCCUGGCUGCAGCAGCUGCGAGAUGCAGCCCCCAGCUCGGAGGAUGGGAGCCUGUCGGACAUCAGCUUCCUGACGGAUGAGAGCGACCGGCUGACACUGGACAGCAGUGAGGGGCUGCCGGGUGCUGAGGGGCUGGAGAUGUCAGGUGCCCGGGGCUCCAAGCCGGGCCGCCGGGAUGAGAACCACAACAGGCUGGCAGGGGGCACGCCACGUCGAGGGCUAGCUGCCAAGCUGCAACAGCUGCUGUCCCCGGCCAAGCGGCCCUCGCUGCGGCACACAGCCAGCAUGGAGCAGCCAAGCAGUCUGCGCGACCCCGGGGCCCUGCGCCGCGCCUCUGAGCAGCGGGAGCCACCGCCCCGCCGUAGCCCCAUGGAUGGCCUGCUGCACCCCCGCGAGCGCCCCGGCUCCACUGCCUCUGAGAGCUCUAUCUCCCUGGGCAGCGAGUUCGACCUGUCGGAUGUGUCGCUUGGCAGCUUCAGCCUCCGCAAGUCCUCGGACCUGGUGACAGAACCAGUGCCGGCGCCUGCCCCCGAGGGGCCCCCUGUGGAGAUCCUGCUGUCCAGUUGCUCGCUGUGCCAGAGCUGUGACGCUCUGGUGUACGAUGAGGAGGUGAUGGCUGGCUGGACCUCGGAUGACUCCAACCUCAAGACGGCCUGCCCUUUCUGCACCCGCUCCUUUGUGCCCUUUCUCAGCAUUGAGAUCCAGGACUUCCAGCAGCAGCAAGACAUCUCUGACAGCUGCACCGGCUCCUCCGGGACCUACCGGGAUGGCUCAGGGCUGCCCUCUGGGGGCCAGGGCCCGGUGCUCAGUGACCGCUACCACUGCCUGGCCCUGGACGAGGUUGAGCCAGAACCUGGGACUGCCCGCACGCUCUGCAACGGCUGCGCCGAGUACCCGGUGCCAAGGGGCCCCCCGCAGCGGGCAGAGGUGGUGAACUUGGCCUACCUGAGCCCCCUGGUGCUGCGCAAGGAGCUAGAGAGCCUGCUGGAGAACGAGGGUAGCGAGUUUCUGGCCCAGCCUGAGCUGGUCGACAGCCACCCCAUCAUCUACUGGAACCUGGUCUGGUUCUUCCAGCGCCUGGAGCUGCCCAACAACCUGCUGCAGCUGGUCCUGGCCUCCAAACAUGUUGCGCCUGUGCCCCAGGCCCUGGAUGCGCCCCCAGUGUGCGUGCGCCUGCUCUGGGAUGUCCUGACCCCUGACCCAAGCUGCUGCCUUCCACUCUACAUGCUCUGGCGGCUCCACGGCCACAUCCCCACCCGCCUGCCAGGCUGGCAGCACCGUGACCCUAAUCGUGACCACCCCUUCACACUGAGCUUCCUGGAGGCAGUGCUGAACCAUGUGGGGCUGGGUGAAGUGCACAAGGCCAUCGCCCUCUUCCUGGAGGCCCAGCCCCCGCCCCAGCGCAUGCAGAGGAGCAUUUACCGAGAGAUCCUCUUCCUCACCCUGGCUGCGAUGGGCAAGGAUCACGUGGACAUCGCUGCCUUCGACAAGAAGUACAAGUCGGCCUGCAGCAAACUGGCAGCAGGCAGCGUGGGCAAGGAGGAGCUGCGGAGGCGGCGGGCACAGCCGCCCAGCUCUAAGGCCAUUGACUGUCGCAAGAGCUUUGGGCACACAUUGGAGUGCUAGCAUCAUGGCUGCCCCCUCCCUGCCACACGCCAGAAGGAAUUCAGGGACUGCCCUGAGGGCUCCGGAGGGGCUGGCCCAGGGGAAGGACGCUGGGGCCCACGGCAAAGUUGAUACCAAAUCAUGAGCCGCCUCUUGCCUUCCUGGGGCAGGGGCCAUGCUCCUCCAUCCCCUGCCCCAGGAGGGGGUGGGCCUCGGAUUGCCCUUUCCCCCCACACCCAGAUGGCACUUUAGCCUCAGUUUAGCCUGGCAGGCAGCAUCCUGCUAGCCUGGCUCUGCGGCGACCGGGGGAAUCUUGGCACAGCCCGUUCCAUGCCUGCCGGGCUCCACUGCCCACCCCCCACGGCCCUGUACUCAGCCUAGCGGGGCAGCUGAGACUCUGCUCUGAGUGAAGCCCCCCCUGCCUCAGGUGGGGACAGAGGCAGCUGCACCCUCCCCUGCACUGCUGGGGUCCCCUUGCACUGUACACUGAUGGGGCAGCCCUGUGCAGCCCCUGCCCUGCCCCCCAGCUCCAUGGGUGGACAGAGCAAGGCCCCAGGGCCCCUGGCAUGGCCCCGUUGCCAGCCACCCUGCAUGUGACACUCACACUGAUAGUGAACUGGACAGACACAUGAAUGGGCGGCAUCCAGCCCCAGCCCCCAGAGCUCUCUAUUUUUGGACACUGUUAUUUUGGGGGGAGGCGGUUUUCUCUCUCUCUGUUGGUUUUUUGUUUUUUUUUUUACGUCGGUGUUAAUAUAUUUUUUUAAUUUAUUUAUUCCCAACCCCCACGCCUGCCCCUGCUUGUGCUGUAACAGCUGGGAUGCUGCCCUGGCCCCCGCAGCCUCCCUCCUGGAAGGGGCGGGGCGUGGGGGAGACACCCCAACCCAGUGGCCUUGAAACCCCUCAGCUCAGCGCCCCCCCCCCCCGUCUGCUUCUGCACUGGAACCCCCCUCCCUCCCCCCCGGCGCGGCGGGGAAGGGGCUGGGGGAGGCUGGGUCGUGCUGGGGGCUUUCUCUGGGGUUCACAUUGUGCAAUACGGCGCCGCCCCUAUGGUGGGUUUUGGUUGGGUUUGUAAAUAAAGCCGCUUCAGUAUUUUUCUC